Aricia agestis (brown argus) is the source of this 1730-nucleotide messenger RNA. RefSeq names its product sperm-associated antigen 6-like. Gene Ontology annotation, biological process: cilium movement. The record is from RefSeq and is a predicted model, not a curated record. Gene Ontology annotation, cellular component: microtubule cytoskeleton. The transcript has 14 exons. Gene Ontology annotation, molecular function: microtubule binding. Lineage: Eukaryota; Metazoa; Arthropoda; Insecta; Lepidoptera; Lycaenidae. Bases 92 to 1684 code for a protein of 530 amino acids.
UUGUGCACAACUGAAAAUUUAAGAAGUUAUUAAUUUCAAUCAAAUAUCAGAGAUAGUUGGCGAGUGGAAAGCUCACUAUUUUAUAAUAAUCAUGAGCGGUUGUAGAAAUAUAUCUUUAGUUUUAGACAAUUAUCAAAAAGGAAGAUUGAUGUUCAUACAAGCUGUGGCCGAUCUGUCAACUAAAUCGACCAACGUAAAGUGUCUAGAAAAAUGUGGAGUACUAGAACAUAUCCAUCCGCUGCUAUCAGACACGUGUCCGAGUAUUCGUCAGUGCAGUGUGGUAACGGCUGCGCGGCUGGCGGAGCACGACGCGGGCGUCGCCAGGGAUAUUGUCAGACAGGGCCUCGUCGCGACAGUGCUGGACAACCUCAAUAAGUAUAAUGUUAUCUACAAGCGAUCAGCGCUGUAUCUUAUGAGAGCUGUUGCCAGGCAUAACGAAGAAUUGGCAUCAGCGCUUGUGGGUCUCAAUGCUUUGGAGCAUAUUGUUUCAUGCCUUGAAGAUUUUGAUACGCAGGUGAAAGAAAAUGCUGCUUGGGCACUAGGGUACAUCGGCAAGCACAGCGAACAUCUCGCUGGUUUGGUUGUCGAUGCGGGAACUCUGCCCUUGAUGCUUCUGGCCUAUCAAGAACCCCAAUUGAGUCUGAAACAGAUAACAGCUGGAGCUCUAGUGGACUUGGCCCAGCACAAGCCUGAUGCAAUAGCCGAGUCUGGCGCGAUAUGCCACCUGGUGCGUGGACUGGAAAAUCAAGAUCCGAAACUAAAGCGCAGAAUAUUCUACGCCCUGGGUGCGAUCGCCAGUGCUCGUACGGAGUUGGCGGAGGCCGUGGUAGCGGGAGGGGCGCUGCCCCCCGCGCUUCUACAUUCCGGCCAUGAUUCAGCAGCCGUGCGCUGCGCCGCCGCCUGCCUGCUGCGGGAUAUCGUCAAACAUAACUUGGAACUAGCCCAGCUGGUUGUUAACUCUGGUGGCUGCGGUCCUCUAGUUGAGUUGUUAAGCGAGAGAACCGCAGGAUGCAUGAUACCCGCUUGCAUGGCUUUGGGAUUCAUAGCUGGACAGUCUGAUCAACUUUCAAUGGCUGUUAUAGAAUCAAAGGCUAUACUAGCACUGGUAGAUGCACUACAGAAUGAAGAUUCACAAGAUGCGGAAUUGUGUGCUGCUGCUUGGACGCUGGGGCACAUUGCAAAACAUUCACCGCAACAUAGUCUGGCUGUUGCUGUCACUAAUGUUUUUCCUAAACUCUUGCAAUUAUAUACAAGUCCAAAGUCAUCAUCUGACCUAAGAGCGAGAGUGUGUUGUGCUUUGAAACAGUCAAUCCAGUGCUGUUUGCACAGACCUGCAUUAGAGCCACUUCUGCAUGCGGCACCUAAUGAUAUACUCAAAUAUGUCCUUGCUCAAUAUGCUAAAAUUUUACCAAAUGAUGCUCGCGCAAGAAGACUUUUUGUUACUUCUGGAGCUCUUAAACGAAUUCAAGAAAUAGACAGCACACCAGGCACUUCUCUAAAGGAAUAUAUAAAUAUCAUAAAUAGUUGCUUUCCCGAAGAAAUAGUGCGGUACUACACCCCGGGCUUUUCAGAAACAUUGUUAAAUCGAAUAGAUGCCUAUAGUCCACGGGUUCCAGAGUUGUUUACAGAUAGAAUCCUCAGCGAUUGCCAGAGUGAAGUUACAUCGAACAUUGAAGCAAGUUAAAUGUUAUUUUAAUUGAUUAUUAUGUUAUACAAAUUUUCCAAGUGUC